AUGCCUGUACACGCUAAAAUCGGUCCUUCCAUUCUUAAUGCCGAUCUCUCAGAUUUGGCUGCCCAAUCACAAAGUCUCCUGGACAAUGGUGCCGACUAUCUACAUUUGGAUGUUAUGGAUGGUCACUUCGUGCCCAAUCUAACUUUUGGUCAUUCUGUUGUCAAGUGUUUGCGCAACAAAAUCAAGGACGCCUUCUUUGAAACCCACAUGAUGGUCUCCAAGCCCCAACAAUGGAUUGAACCAAUGGCUGAUGCCGGUGUCAAUCUGUAUACAUUCCAUGUUGAACCUGUACAAGAUGAUAUUGAAUCGGUUUGCCGUAAAAUUAAAGAAGCUGGUAUGCAAGUUGGUUUGGCCAUUAAACCUGGUACUGGUGUUGAGGCCAUUUCGAAAUAUUUGGAUUUGGCUGAUGUGGCUUUAGUUAUGACCGUAGAGCCUGGUUUCGGUGGUCAAUCAUUUAUGGGCGAUAUGAUGCCCAAAGUGGAAUGGCUUAGACAAAAUUAUCCUAAUUUGGAUAUUGAAGUUGAUGGUGGUGUUGGACCUAAGACCAUUGAAUGUUGUGCUAAGGCUGGCGCAAACAUGAUUGUGUCUGGAACCGCUGUAAUUCAAGCUCCCAACCAGAAAGAAGUUAUAAGCCUACUCAAGUCUACAGUACAAAACUAUAUUAAGUGAUAUUUUU
This is a messenger RNA of Musca vetustissima, 676 nucleotides long. It is a transcript of the gene Rpe, whose product is annotated as ribulose-phosphate 3-epimerase. Gene Ontology annotation, biological process: pentose-phosphate shunt, non-oxidative branch; carbohydrate metabolic process; pentose-phosphate shunt. Gene Ontology annotation, cellular component: cytosol. The transcript has 2 exons. Lineage: Eukaryota; Metazoa; Arthropoda; Insecta; Diptera; Muscidae. Gene Ontology annotation, molecular function: D-ribulose-phosphate 3-epimerase activity; metal ion binding. Bases 1 to 669 code for a protein of 222 amino acids. The record is from RefSeq and is a predicted model, not a curated record.